Athalia rosae (coleseed sawfly) is the source of this 4024-nucleotide messenger RNA. Its product is annotated as lysocardiolipin acyltransferase 1-like. The record is from RefSeq and is a predicted model, not a curated record. The coding region runs from base 711 to 1802 and encodes 363 amino acids. NCBI's taxonomy places the organism in Eukaryota, Metazoa, Arthropoda, Insecta, Hymenoptera, Athaliidae. The transcript is spliced from 4 exons. Gene Ontology annotation, cellular component: endomembrane system. Gene Ontology annotation, molecular function: acyltransferase activity.
UCGUUUAUCAGUUAUACACAGUCCAAGUGUUUAGCUAGAGAAAAAGAAAUGAACGGCAUAGUUAUGUUUUUGGUUUGUGUUGAAUAUUUUUAUUUAUCUUUUUAGUGACAUUUCAUUAAUUCUUGGUUAAGAAAUAUUUUACAUUUGAUUUCACAAUGAGUCAGAUCACGCUUGGGUAGGUUUGUACUGUAUGAUUUUAUAUUGGAUUGCAAAUUUUGUGUCCUCAAUGUAAGGUUUCUAUCAUACAAAGCAUGUACUUGUGUCUUUAGUUGUGUGUGUAUCCUGUAGAUCAAUAAUGGUCCAACACAGCAUCCCAGAAGCCACUAGCACGUCAGAUUUGAGUGGAGUAAGGGGAUGAGUGUGAGUUACACAGGGUGAGGAAGGGAAGCCCCUCUGGAAACACUAGAGGGAAGCCAAAUUACGGCUGUUCUAGUUGUGAGUUAGUUUAGUCGUCAGGCUCAAAUGUUGGAGAGAAGUGUUGCGAUAGCAAAUAGAAAAUUAUCAUUGCCAGUAUGUAAAAGAAAAUAAUUGUUCUACUGCUCCAAUUGAUUGAUUUUUUCGAAAAUAAUUUAAUUUUCUUCAACUUCACAAUAUUCGACUCAUAAGUAUGUAUUUUUGAAUCAAAAACUUCACAGCUACCAAUAAGUACCCCCGAUUAUGAAGGAAUUUUGAAGAUAUGAUUUUCUAAUCGCAGGGGCUUGUGAAUUGUAAUGCGAGCGCUUUUGCGUGGAACACUCUACUGUGCUUUGUGGUAUGGCAGCAUUGUUGCAGGUUUUUUAUUCAUCGCCUGCCCACUUUUACCAGUAUUACUCCUGAGCCCAAUAAGAUUUCGAAAAUGCGCGGAUCUACUCUUCUCGUGUUGGGAACUAUAUCCCACAGGACUAUUGGAGAUGUUUGGUGUGAAGAUCUUAGUGUCAGGAGAUCACAUUUCCCCCUAUGAAUCUGCUAUUCUUGUCAUGAACCACCGGACCAGGGUUGACUGGAACUUUUUAUGGGCAGCGAUGUACCAAGCGUGUAUGCCAGAAGUUGCUGCCCACAAAUUGAAGUUCAUUCUGAAAGAUCCUAUUCGGCACAUACCUGGCCCAGGAUGGGUCAUGCAGAUAAAUGGCUUUCUUUACAUAACGCGACACUGGGAUGAAGAUCGAGGUCGAUUAUCAGGUUCACUAGAUUACUUGGUGGCGCUUGGUAGACGUUGUCAACUUUUGAUAUUUCCUGAGGGUACCGAUUUAACGCCAGACAGUAAAAAAAAAUCUAACAACUAUGCCAGCAAGCAUGGAUUACCAAAAUAUGAUUAUACAUUACACCCAAAAACAACUGGGUUCAGCUACUUAGUACGUCACCUUCAUCAAGCUGAAUAUCUCGAUGCAGUUUAUGAUCUAACAAUUGCAUAUCCCGACUACGUACCACAAUCUGAGGUAGAUCUAGUCAGAGGCAAACUACCCAAAGAAGUUCAUUUUCAUGUGGAGCGUAUUCCAGCUACGGAUGUACCAAAAGAUGAUUCAAUGCUAAGACAGUGGCUGGAGAAUAGAUGGCAUCAUAAAGAAGCAUCUCUAGAACAAUUUUCUAAAAGAAAAUCAUUCCCAGCUAAAAUAUGGCCAAUGGCUUCUCUGAUACCAUUACGAGCUGCCAUUGGAUUUUGGAGUUUGUUGACAGGUGCAGCAAUACUAUUACUUAUAAUUUCUCCAUUAUUCCAACUCUGGGCAUUGGUACAUGCAGUGGUAUUCAUUUGCCUGUCUUUAUUCAGUAACGGUUUCAAUCAAAUUGAAAUGGGAUGGUACUGGCGCUGGAGGAGUCAUGGUUGAUUGAAACAUGUCUUUAGAUGAAUAGAACAAGGUUUUAACUAUAUUGCAUCGCUAAUUAAUCAUGACCAAAAUUUGGUAAUCCAGCAACAGUAUUCGUUAGGAUACACAUUAUAUGGGUCACCGAUGGGGAAAUAGAAAAGCGAGAAAACUCGUUAGGUGAUAUAGGUACAUACUUACAAUGAAAUACUCGACUAAUUAAAUGGAUGUGGUUCAUUUGACACUCUAAAUAGAAAAUUUUGUAUCAAUUUACUUGUGGUUUUCAAAGCAAAUCUCUUUAAACUUUGUACUAAUGAUUUAAAAAUUUACUCAUUUUAAUACAUAAGUCUACACACUUUCGGAUUGUUCAGAUAAUGGAGCGUUAACAAAUUCAUAUUUUUCAGUACAAAACUAUUUUUCUUAGUAAUCUUCUAUUCGGUUUGGGAAGUUUAUAGUUCUAUUGAUAUUGUUGAAUUGGAGUAAUGGCAGCUAUAGGCUACCAGUGAUAGCUUUAUAAUCGUGAUAUAAAGGUGUAGGUGAAAGGUUGCUAUUGUAAGCUCCAUGAAACUUUCCCAAUUCCUAAUUCUUCAAAUUCAAGACUCAAGUCAUAUACGUAAUUAGCGGAUAUGAGCUUCGAUACUGUAGUGUAACAGCUAACAUUCAGCACGAUAUUAUUUUUGUUAUUUUUCUUCAAUGUUAAUCAAUUCUACAAAUGGAAGUUAAUAUUUCAAGCUCGAAUGGAUAGAUGUGGUUUAAUUUUAUAGUAUAGCCAAAAUACUAGUUUCCUCACCUAAUUAUUUGGAAUUCGUAGUUUGAUUUCUGAGAAAUAGUAAACAAAUCUUUUACAAAUUAGUAUGGUCAUUGUUAUCUGUGGGGCAAUUUAGUUACAUUUUGAAACUAGAAGUUUUGAAAAUUUCCAUUUGUGUAAUAUCUUUAGUGGUGUAGUAUUAUGCUACAUCCUUUUUGAGCUUCAAUACAGGAAGUGUACCGAUUUUUACAAAAAAAUAGCUAUCAGCAUUGAAUUUUAAACAACAUGUAUUUCAAACAGUCAUUUACAGUAUCUUAUCAAUGUCUUGUACAAAUUAGGAUUAACAUUGAGUGAUGUAACAAAUCUUCGUUAAAGAAUCAAAAGGAACAUAGUAAGUUAUUCAAAAUGAAUAAGUUAGCUCAGAAUCUUCAUGGGAUAAUUGAAAACUGAUGUAUACCGCGGACAAUAUUAGAAGAGUAGGACGUUGAAACUUUUACACUAUUUUUAUUACCAAGCUUUGUGGUGUCUGUAUCAUUUGGAAUAAUGAGAAAUAUUCCGAUAUUUUGUUUCAUUUGUUCAAGUAGUAUAUUACUUCCAACGAGUAUUAUACAACAAGAUAACUCAUCAAAAAACUCAAAGUUCAGAUUAAUCAAUUUUUCAGCUGAACAAAAAGUGAAGCUCUGAUGGUACUUUGAUAAAGAUUUGGCAAUCAAAUGCAUGUAAAUAAUUCACUUAGUGUUAAUUGUAGAUUGAAUGAGUUGUAGCUGUUUUGUAACCAGAUAACAUGUACGUAUUGGAAGCUGACAAGAUGAAAAAAUAUAUUUUUCCUUAGAUGUAGAUUUAGCAUAUCUCGACGUAAGUUAAGAAGUGAAUUCACGUGCCAAAGAAGCAGCUAUAUGGUCAACAACACUUGUAUUGUCUGAACAAAUUCAAUUUGCAAUAUUUGUAAUAUGUCUUACAAGCAGGACCAUUCAAAAGAGACAGAUAAAACAUGUUGGAGAUUAUUGAAAUCUAGAAACUUGUGAUUUUCAUUGAAUCUGUUUAGCAAUGAGAAUUCAAGUAUUGAAACCAUAAUAGCUGGUUGUAUGUAUCGAUAGAUGAACUCUAGCACAUACCUUAUAAUAUUUAUAAAUUAGCCACACCUCCAGGCACUGGUUAUUUACAUCAACUAGUGUACCUUCAAUAUAGGUAUACUCAGGUACACAAAAAUCUGAGCAAAUUACUCUGGCAUAAUGAAUAGCUACGUAAGUGUGUCGUGAUGUAUAUUAAUAAUUCUUAAUAGCCGAGAAUAACUUGUUAAACUAUUGGUGUCAAUAUGUGGUAGCAAAUGUGAAAAUAGUCUUGUUAAUCCUAAGUUAGUUUGAGAACACGAUAAAAUCAAGUCGUUUUAUGCAAGCGUGUACAAAUCACACUAAAACAGUUGGACGCGAGAUCCAAAAAAAAAAACUGCAACAUUUAUUGAAUCCCACUCAAGUUAUAUUCAAAUUACAUGAAAUCA